UUUGAUUUAUAGAGAAAUCAUGGUUCGACUGACCUUGGAUCUAGUUGCCAAAAACAGUAACCUUAAACCCAGAAAAGAAGACACCACUUUACAAUACCUGAAGAAAAUAACACAUAUAAAUUUUUCAGACAGAAAUAUAGAUGCAAUUGAAGAUCUCUCUCUUUGCAAAAAUCUUAGUGUUUUAUAUUUGUAUGAUAAUCGUAUUAGUCAAAUAAAUAACUUGGAUUUUGCCACCAAUCUGACUCACCUGUACCUACAAAACAAUUGUAUUUCAUGUAUAGAGAACCUCGGGUCAUUAAAAAAACUGGAAAAACUGUAUCUGGGAGGCAAUUACAUUGCUGUUAUAGAAGGUUUAGAAGGAUUAGAAGGACUAAGAGAGCUUCAUGUUGAGAGUCAGAGGCUUCCCCUUGGAGAAAAGCUUCUGUUUGAUCCAAGAACUCUUCAUUCUCUGGCAAAAUCCCUCUCUAUAUUGAAUAUCAGCAAUAAUAAUAUCGAUGACAUAAGAGACUUAGAAAUACUGGAGAAUCUUAAUCAGCUCAUAGCAGUUGACAACCAACUUCUGCAUGUGAAGGACUUGGAAUUUUUACUGAACAAGCUGAUGAAGCUGUGGAAAAUGGAUCUAAAUGGAAAUCCUGUUUGUCUCCAACCAAAAUACAGAGACAGAUUGAUAUUGGUCUCCAAAUCACUGGAAUUUCUUGAUGGAAAAGAAAUUAAAAACAUGGAAAGACAAUUUCUAAUAAAUUGGAAAGCAUCCAAAGAUGCCAAGAAAAUCAGCAAGAAAAUGAAUAGCAAAAAAGAGGAUGCAAGUAACUCAUACAUAUGUAACUUUGAAACAUUGCAUCACAUAGUUCCUGUUUAUUACCCACAGGUGGGUAAGCCAAAAUUAGUCUUUUUCUCUGAGGCACAGAGAUAUCUUACUAAUGGAAAUGCAUCUCCAGAAAGCUCCCAAGAUGAUGACCCUAAAAUUACUGAAGAGGUCAGGACUCUCUCUUUGAAGGAAUCUGAAAGGUUGUGA
Molecule: messenger RNA, 1015 nt
Organism: Pteronotus mesoamericanus
Lineage: Eukaryota; Metazoa; Chordata; Mammalia; Chiroptera; Mormoopidae
Gene: PPP1R42
Product: protein phosphatase 1 regulatory subunit 42
Exons: 8
Coding region: 20-1015 (331 amino acids)
Molecular function (GO): protein binding
Source: RefSeq, a predicted model, not a curated record